AUGCUGUUUAAAUGUUGUUGUUGUUUUUUUAUCCCAGAGAAUGUGACAAUCAAUAUAUAAAAUCUGUCCUUGAAUAUACACAAACACACAUACUAUAGCAUGAAUGAGUAGUGCUGAAUAUCUAUAAGAUUUAAUCUAAAAACUAAUCAAUAUCAGUGUUGUAAAGACAUUGGAUUAUUAAAGGCCUAUUAAGGCCACACAUCAAUCAAAACAGACAUUUAUGAUCCUGAGCGGGGGCUCCUGCACCAGCAGAAGGAGAUCAGGGUGGUGUGGGUUAACAGCAUCAUAGCCAUAUAAUCACCAAACCUCCCUCCCCCCACAUAUUGUCAGAGACGCAGUACAGGCAGACGGCCACUGCAGCAGCAAGAGAAUGUAAGAAAUGUCGCAAAUAAACAUCGAAAUACUGCAGAGAGAGGGCGGAAAAGCUGCAGACGAAGAUAAGCCUGCCAUGCGUUCAUCCAAAGACGAUUUAUGGUGAAAUGAGGGUGUGAAUAGGCACUGGUGGGUUGAUGACCAGCCAUAAAGCAUAGGAGGGAGCAAUGAGGAAGGAUCUAUUCAAGUGAGGAGAAACAAAGGGAAGAGUAAAAGAGAGAGAGUGAAAUGGUGGUAGAUAAAGACGGGGCCAUGAGCCCUGCACCGCCUUACGACUCGCUGCCAGCUCGGGCAAGUCCCUGCCGUACAAAGGAGUGGGAGCGAGAGUUGCACGCUACUCAAAGACUGUCUUCUCCUCUACGACCGGCUCCAUCCUCUGUUUCCCGUCGGCCUUCAGCACUCCCUGGCUAUCUGCUCUCUCCCUCCCGAGAUUACGCUGACCAGCAGCAACGUCUUUCGUUAUCGCUGUGCUCAGAGGCCUCGCUGGCGCCCCCUGUGCCUGCAGUUGGAGCUGCCCCACCGUGCUGCCGGGCGGUGGGAGUCAUGCCCUUGCUGCGCCUUGCGCUCCUGAUUUUCAGCUUCCUUUUUUGGGCAGCAGGCCUUGCGAUCUUCACCCUGGGCAUAUGGGCGCAGGCUUCGUUAUCCGACUACAUGCUACUAUCGGCGAACCGCUACCCUAGCGCGCCCAUCAUCUUGUUAGGCACAGGUGCUUCUGUGACCGCCUGGGGUUUUUUAGGAUGCUUGGGAGUGGCUGCCAACCUUCCUUACCUUCUGCGGGUCUAUGGCUUCUUCCAGUUGGUCACACUCAUAGGUGGACUAGCGGCGGGUCUCUCAGGGCUCUUCUACAGGGAGGACAUCGCUGAAGGUUUCCGUAGCGGACUUCAGAAAGCUGUAUUGGACUAUGGAGAAGACGAGGGCUGCGCAGACGCGCUUGACAGCCUUCAGAGGGCGCUGGAGUGCUGUGGCGCUGAGGGUUGGCGUGAUUGGCUAAUGUCCGAUUGGGCUAUCCAAGAUGCUGUGUACUUAACUGGAAGUUUGGGGAAUGAUUCCUCCGCUGUAUCUUUACCAGACAGUUGCUGCAUAAAACGCAAAGGCUGCCGUAACAGACCGUUGCCAGAGAAUGGAGGCAGGAACAUUGAGCUAGCAGGGAUUCAUGCUCACGGUUGUUUCCGCAAAGUCUUCAGCUUGGUAAAUGACAACGUCUUUCACAUUGCAGCAACAGUCCUGGGCCUUGCUUUCAUACAGGUGGCAGGUAUAGCCCUUGCAUGUCUGCUUGCCAAUCGUCUUUUGCCCAGACCGCAAAGACAAGCCCGUUGAAAUAAAAAAGCAUUGUGAAUUUCCUUUGCCUGGGCUUUUGUAUUACUUGCUGCAGCGUCUUGAGUAUAGAUCAGUUUAAGAAACCAGUCAAUGUUUUAUGGACAAAUGAAAAAAAUAAAAUAAAUCCAAAAUACUGCAAAUAUUUAGGUAGAGCAUCAUUUCAAUAUUUGCAUUAUAUGAUUGUUGCAUGACUCUGAAUGACUUGUGAUUUUGUCCAGUGGUAAUGCAAAGUAAAACAAAGUCAAGAGUUUUAUGAUAUGAGAUUGUUGAAUUGUAUCUCUUUGAUGUUUGUAGACAUUCCGUUUUAUUCGAUUACUGAUUAAAAUAUUAUGUAUUAAAAAUUUAGAAAUUGUCUAUAUGCCUUGUUUAAAAUGUAUUCUGUAAAUUGUUUUUCUAUUAAUAACCCAUUAGAAAUGUUACACUUGUAGACUCCAUGGGGUUUCAUUCAUUAAGGUUUCUAAACUCUUUUCCUAUUGAAUGCUUCACUGGCAGAUAAUUGUAAUUUUACAUUUAUUCUAUAAAUAUUGUCACUUAAAAGAAAAAAAUAAACAAAAAUAUGACUACUUUCUAAAAAAAUGAAUGUAUAAUAACAAUAUAUAAUUCAUAAUUGUGAAUUGUUGCUUGCAACCCAUUUCAUUUAAUAUUCUGAAAUGAAAAAUAUGCAUGGCAGAAUGUGUUUUUUAUUUAUUGGAACUGAUUGGAUCCUGAAAAAUGUGCAUUACGUAUAAUGGAGCCAGAUUGAAUGUAAGUUUAAGAAGCACCAAAUUAAAAAUAAAUGAAAAUAAUAUGAGAAAAUAAAAAUAACAUAUUUCAACUCAGCUGACCUUGAAUGUGUCU
This is a messenger RNA of Rhinichthys klamathensis goyatoka, 2526 nucleotides long. Its product is annotated as tetraspanin-7-like. The transcript has a single exon. The record is from RefSeq and is a predicted model, not a curated record. NCBI's taxonomy places the organism in Eukaryota, Metazoa, Chordata, Actinopteri, Cypriniformes, Leuciscidae. Gene Ontology annotation, cellular component: membrane. The coding region runs from base 601 to 1689 and encodes 362 amino acids.